Molecule: messenger RNA, 2726 nt
Organism: Microplitis mediator
Lineage: Eukaryota; Metazoa; Arthropoda; Insecta; Hymenoptera; Braconidae
Gene: Ntan1
Product: protein N-terminal asparagine amidohydrolase
Exons: 8
Coding region: 543-1487 (314 amino acids)
Biological process (GO): ubiquitin-dependent protein catabolic process
Cellular component (GO): nucleus
Molecular function (GO): protein-N-terminal asparagine amidohydrolase activity
Source: RefSeq, a predicted model, not a curated record
UUAGUGCAGACAGUGUGGUGGCCGAGUGUGGCCACAUCUGGCCUCUUUUGUACGACUAUUUUCUGACUUACCCCUUUAACCCGCGAAAAUUUUCUCUAAGGGUCUCGAAACAUCUCCUAAUUUCGAGCGCCCGUUUUUUUAAACCACCGAAAAAUAAAUGUGAAGUGACAGUUGACAUUCUAUUUAUUUUUCUGUUGACUCGCUCCUGAACUCCAUCUCGAUUCAGUCUCACGCGUGUGCCACCAGUUGCUCAUUGCAUAACAGUGAAUCUUUAUCUAAUAGAGUUUCCAAAAAUUUUUGAAUACUAAAAUUCGUACAAUUUUUCAAAAUUUUUUUUUGUAGCAAUCAAUAGAUUUGUUUAUUUGUUUUAUCGACCGUGUUGUGAAUUACUACUGUUUUAUUUUAACAAAAAUACUUGGGCGGCGUGAUACUCUGCUGGCCUCUGUCGAAAUAAACGGGGGGUAGAAGGUACUGGAGAGAAAAGACUGAAUAUGGCGGCAGGAACGUGUCCUACCUGAAGAUUAAAUAAAAAAACAACCAGGAUGGUGUUGGUGGUAAACGGAGUCCUGCAAGAGGAGGCUCCGAUAGACAGCCGAUCACUUUAUGGAGCGCAUCCAAUUUAUCGUGAGACAGCAGCUCAAUUGCAUUCGAUGCCCGCUAAAUUAGUGGGUCCAGUGGGCCUUCUCUAUGUACAGCAACGAGAAAUGGCCGCAACUCUUCCGCAUGAUAAGAACGUGAGUAUUCUUGGCUCAGACGACAUGACCACGUGUAUAAUUGUCGUUGUUAGACAUUCUGGAUCGGGUGCUGUUGCGCUGGCGCAUCUUGAUGGCGCUGGUACUGAAGAUGCUGCGGCUGCGAUGGUCCAGAGGGUGACGGAACUCGCGCUGGGUUUUCCUGAAGGCCGAGUUGAGCUACAGCUCGUUGGUGGUUACUCUGAUCCACGAAAUUACUCUGAAGAAUUAUUUUACAAUAUUUUAUCUGCCUUUCACAAGCAACCUAUCGAGAUCGACCUGACACUUUGCUGCGUGGGCGAGCUUAAUACGACAGUGAGAGGAGGAAUCCAUUGGCCCGUAAUAUAUGGAAUUGGGCUGAAUGUCAAGACCGGUGAGAUAUUCCCGGCAACGUUCCCGGACAAGGGCCCAGACCAGGCUUUGAGGUCGGCGAGGCAUUUGACAGGUGGCCAGCAAGUUCUAGAUGUUUACGAUUGUGGACUUGGACUCUUGAGAAUCGGACCUUUCAACUACGACCCACUUCGUGGAGUUGAUUUGUGGCUGGCGCAGUCUGAUCAGUUUAUUUUACAACAUUUAUCUACUUCACCAGAUGUUGAACCACCUCAUUUUGUUUCUCAAAUAAGAGCAACAUUAAAAUAUAUACAAGACAAUCAAUUUCCGGCUGUGACAGUCUUCCGAGAUAAUAGGCCUCAUUACUACCGCCGAGAUGAAACAACUGGAGUUUGGCAGCCGAUACGAUACGACACUAAUUUUUAAUAAUUAUAAAUAAAUUGCGUUAUUCGUGCAAUAUUUACAUACAAUUUAUCUUGUUUUCAAACCACGGCCACCUUUUUUUAGAUUUAAGCUAAACGGUUUAUUUUACGCCGUACAUUUUUUGUGGUCGAGUAAUCGAUCUGCCUUUGCCAUAAAAAUUUUUAGUUUAUUAUUAUUAUUAUUUUUAUUACUACGACUAAAAAAAAUGGAGAAAGGUAGAAAGAUACGAUGUAUAUACUUUUGUUGCCUAAGCUCGCCAUUUAUCAAAAUUUUCUUAUCAAUUGCGUCUAUUUGAUAACAAUCAUUUUUUUCCGUGUCUAUAAAUCGAUGGCUGUUAUAUUGUUGUAAAAAAAAAUAAAUAUCGUUGAUUACUAAGAAAAAAAAAUUUUAAUAAACAAAACCGUCCGUAAAAAAAUUUUUUUAAUGUGAAGACGCUAUUACUUGGGUGUUAAUUAAAAAUAAUGAGCGAGCUUAGUCUAGAUAUUAAUUACGAGAAAAAAAAUAUAUUUUUACUAAAAAAAAAAGUUGUAAAGAGACGAUUUAUGAAGCAGGAAAUUAAUAAAUAAAUAAAUAUUAAAAAAUAAAAUUUUUUAUUGUAAUUUCAGGGAAAAUUUAAUUUUGAUCUGCGCUGAUCUGAAUCUCGCAUUCUGAUCUACAAAAAUCCACGAAGACCGAAAUAAAAAAAAAAGAAAAAAUCUGAAAAUUUUGAGCGGGAAAAGAUUUCGGGGUCGCGGUGCCGCGACUAUUAAACCGCCGACACUUCAACCGAACGACAAUUCAACCAACAAAAAAUCUCUGAUAAGAGGGCACCUAAAUAAGGGGGCCCGGGUUAUUUGCAGUUGAAGUGUCGUUCGGUUGACCUGUCGUCGGUUGAACUGUCGUCGGUUGAACUGGUCGUCGGUUGAACUGUUACUGAACCGGCAUCGCGGGGUAACGGAAUUUAGAUCUAAGAAGAUCUAGGAAAAUUUUAGUAGAUCUUUGGAAAAAUGUGGAUCUAAAUUUUGAAAAAAAAUAAGCGAUGAAAUUUCGUAUGGCAGAAUUAUUUUUUCCCGAGUUAAAACUGAGUAAAGUUUGUUAUUGCUUACUCAAGUUUAUUUUUAUCGUUAGUCUUUUUUAUUUUUCUUAAGUUUUAAGUUUUAAUGUAACAGAGUUUGAGGAUAAAAAUAAGUUUUCUUGUCUCGAGUCAAUUACACCGGUGGAUUUAAAAAGAAAGACCGUCAUUGUCAAGUAAAUAUAAGAUUU